Paramuricea clavata is the source of this 447-nucleotide messenger RNA. The record is from the annotation of a GenBank genome assembly. NCBI's taxonomy places the organism in Eukaryota, Metazoa, Cnidaria, Anthozoa, Malacalcyonacea, Plexauridae.
AUGGAACAACCCACAGCAAGGAGAACUCUCAAAAGAAAAAAAAUAAUAAGAACCGUACUCAUCUUCAACUGUUCCGAAAGUGUGGACCGUAUCGAAAGGAUUCUUAAGCGGGUUAGCUACGGAGACAUAAUUAUAACCCUAGAACUCGAAAAACCAAUACUUGAUGUACCUUUUGUCGGUCGUAACCACACAUCAAAAAUUAACGUUAGGCUCGGGGAAGGAUGGAUCGGAAAAGAUGCUGAAAUCGGUAGUUUAAAAUAUAACGCCAAUGGAAAACCAUACGGUAUUAUAGUCAUCUUUAACAUCUCCGACCUCACACCCAAAAUACGUAGGUGCUGGAUCAAAAACCUAAAAAACACGGAAGACACGAUCCACUUAGGUGAGUCCGAAGUCAUAAUACGUAAUGAUGAGAAUUUUGAAAGAUUGAUUAAAAGAUCCAGGUACUGA